Messenger RNA from Fonsecaea multimorphosa CBS 102226, 663 nucleotides. RefSeq lists its product as uncharacterized. The transcript has a single exon. The record is from RefSeq and is a predicted model, not a curated record. NCBI's taxonomy places the organism in Eukaryota, Fungi, Ascomycota, Eurotiomycetes, Chaetothyriales, Herpotrichiellaceae. The coding region runs from base 1 to 663 and encodes 220 amino acids.
AUGCCCUCACCAACGCAACCGACCCUACCUUCCUCUUCCUCUCCCAGCGCCGACGCGCCCGCCGCCACGCCGACCGACCCUAACGCACCUAAUGCAGACCUACAAGCCAUCAACAACAACGGUCGUCACUCCCCCGGCGCGAUCGCCGGGAUCACCAUCUGCGUCUUGGUCGUGCUCGCGUGGAUUCUGCGGUACUCGUACGUCGCGUCACCCUUUUGGUUUUUGCGGAUAAGGCGCUGUCUUGGAAUCCGACCGGCGACGCGCACGCCAAUUUCGCAUUACCCUAUUUCGAACACCGGUGGUGGUGGUGCCGAUGGUGGUGCCAACGAGAACGAAACUAGAGGUCCUUAUAUCACGCAACCCGAGCCGGCGCACAUUCGCACGACAGCCUCAAAGGACACGUUACCUCUCUAUGAGCCGUCAUUGAGCAAUCAGUUCAGCAGUGAUGUGUUGCAGGCGUUGAUGAAUUUGCCGGGACAGGGUUCAGACGCGGGGGUGGCAAGGCCGCCGUCGUACAGAUCGAGGUUGUCGCAGGAAUGGAGGAGCGUUAUGGGGACGAGAGCUAGGAAUAGAAAUAGGGAAGAUGAAGAGUCUGUGAGAACUGGAGCUAGGGACAGGGGAGAUGAUGAGUCUAUGAGGAGUGUUUCAGACGCACGCAGCUGA